This is a messenger RNA of Exophiala bonariae, 2013 nucleotides long. RefSeq lists its product as uncharacterized. The coding region runs from base 1 to 2013 and encodes 670 amino acids. The record is from RefSeq and is a predicted model, not a curated record. The transcript is spliced from 5 exons. Lineage: Eukaryota; Fungi; Ascomycota; Eurotiomycetes; Chaetothyriales; Herpotrichiellaceae.
AUGUCUGUCGAGGCCCCCAAGACCGUCGAAGAGACGCCCGUCGUCGAUGCCACAAAGGUUGUGCCUGAGGCACCCGAGACUUCUGCCGUGGCUCCCGUAGAGACCUCUGCUGCUCCCGUCGAGGCCACCUCUGCCGUCGAGCCAACACCCGCUGUUGCCACAGAGGAGACUACCACUGCUCCUGCUACCACCGAGGAACUCAAGAAGGAUGAGACUGUUGUAGAGGCCGUCCCCACAUCUGAGGGUACCUUGGGAUACAAGGAGCCUGGUUUCUUCAAGAAAUUCAUCUACACCAAGCACUUCUUCUGGGUCUCCGAGGAGCCUUCCACCGCUGAAUCCUUGGCUCCGUUCCUUCGUCAAGAGAAGGAGAAGGCUGAUACCAAGCACUCUUCCGCUGCCUGGGCACGUGAGAGUGGCAAAGGUCUGCUGUUCUACGCAAAGAGAUCCGAGGACAAGGCUGCCCCGGCUGGCAUCAUCAACCUGUCCGAAGCUUCCACCGUCACAAAGGAAGGACUUCAGCAAUUCUCAUUCCGUGUUGGUACCCACCAACACCGCUUCGAAGCCACCAACUCAAAGGAGCGUGACAGCUGGAUCGUUGCGAUUGAAAAGGCCAUUGGUGAGGGUAAGGAACUGAAAGAUGAAAUCACCUCAAGUGACAGCUACAAGAAGAACGUUGAGGAGUACUCUAAACCCGCCAUCAUUGCAGCUGCAGCUCCAAAGAGCUCCCGUUCCAAGUCUAAGGAACCCAAGAAAUCUCUUGAUGCCGCUACCGCAACUGCUGCAACCACUUCCGCACCCGUCGCUGCUGAGACCGCCAGCACCUCAUCCAGCAGCUCUGAUGAGGCUACCAAGGCCGCCAAGAAGGACAAGGAGCGAUCUCAAUCCCGCAAGCGGGGCAGCAUCUUCGGUACUCUCCUCGGCAAGAAGGAAGAGCACGCUGAGAAGAAGGAAGAGAAGGCUGAGGUCAAGAAAGAGCUGAAGGAAGAGAAGAAGGUUGAGGCUGAAGAGAAGAAAGAGGAAGCCAAGCUUGCUGAUGAGCCCACCGCCACCAAGAACGUUGAGGCUGCUGAGGCCUCCACCGCGGCAGCUGCUAUUGCUGCUGCCCCUGCUGCCGUCGCAGUUGCAGCUGCUUCUGACAAGAAGGAAGAGGAAGAUGAGACCACCUCAACUCCCACUGGAAAGAAGGCCAAGCGUGGCUCCGUCUUUGGCAGCUUGUUCAAGAAGAAUGUGACAAGCCCAACCACCGAGAAGACCGAGAAGGAGGCUACCGCCUCAGACAUUCCUCCCGUCUCUGAGACAGCACCAAAGCUCGAUGAGCCCAUUGAGAACAAGCCUAUUGACACUGCUGCUGUCACUGCUCCUGCCGACAACGUUGAAACUCCUGCUACUACCGUCGAUGCAACAAAGGAUACCACCACACCUGCUACCGAGACCACAACUGCUCCCAAGUCUGAGAAGAAAGGUGGUCUGCUAGGCUUCAUCAACAAGAAGACUGAGAAGAAGGAACAGAAGGAGGAGGCCAAAGACGAACAUGCCGCCAAGGUCAUCGCAGAAGAUCCCGUUGCAGCUGCCGCCGUUCCCGAAACCACCACCGAGCCUGCCGUUGCUGAACCCACCACUGAGACUGUCACCAAGGAGGAACGCCCUGGCCGUGAGAAUCCUCGUCGUACAUCUCUCUUCUUCAAGAACAAGAAGGAAACCACUAGCGAUGGUGAGGGUGUGACCGAGACCAAGCGUGAGAAGUCCCCUCUUCCGGGCAAAUUCAUUGGCAACCUUGUGCGCCGUGCUAGCAAAGCGGUCAAGUCUGAGCCAAAGGAGAAGCCAGCCACCGAAGCUGCUCCCACCGAGACCGCCACCAAGGAAGUUCCUGUCGAGACCACUCCUGAAGCUCCAGCUGCCACAACUGAGCCCACCGAGAGCAAAAUUGUCGGCGAUGUCGUGCCAGAAACUCUCCAUGCCACCCCCGAGACAGCUGCCCCAGCCGCUGCUCCCGAGGUCAAGGCCACUGCUUGA